Messenger RNA from Daldinia decipiens, 2224 nucleotides. RefSeq lists its product as uncharacterized. Gene Ontology annotation, molecular function: RNA binding. The coding region runs from base 170 to 1567 and encodes 465 amino acids. Lineage: Eukaryota; Fungi; Ascomycota; Sordariomycetes; Xylariales; Hypoxylaceae. The record is from RefSeq and is a predicted model, not a curated record. Gene Ontology annotation, cellular component: spliceosomal complex. The transcript is spliced from 5 exons. Gene Ontology annotation, biological process: mRNA processing; regulation of mRNA splicing, via spliceosome.
CUUAAAUCCCUUAACCCGAUCAGUGAAACGUUAGAGCUUAGACCAGCCAUAUGGCGUUUUCCCCAGACGUCAUUUUUUUUUAGUCCUGCAUUCAAUUCUUCCAUCUUUAUUUCGCGUACUAACACCUGAACAGACGACGCCUCGCAGUUGCAGCUACUAGAAGCGCGCCAUGGCAAGCAGCGUAGACGCGAAGCUCUUACGAGCGACAAAGUUCCCUCCCGAAUUCAAUCAGAAGGUUGACAUGCAAAAGGUCAAUCUUCAGGUCAUGAAGAAAUGGAUCGCCAGCAAGAUAUCCGAGAUAUUAGGAUCCGAAGAUGAUGUCGUCACCGAGCUAUGCUUUAACUUAAUCGAAGGUUCCCGAUAUCCUGAUAUCAAGUCCAUGCAAAUCCAGCUUACCGGUUUCCUCGAUAAAGAUACCGCACCCUUCUGUAAAGAUCUUUGGAACCUCUGCUUGAGCGCCCAGUCUAGCCCCCAGGGCGUCCCCAAGGAGCUCCUGGAAGCAAAGAAGCUAGAACUUAUUCAGGAGAAGAUCGAUGCCGACAAGGCUGCUGAAGAAUCACGAAUUCGACGUGAGACCCAGGAGCGUCGCGACCGUGAGUUAUCAGAUGUACGAGAUCGAGAGCGGCGCGACCGCGGUUUUCGCGGUGGACGGGGCGAUAAUUGGCGUGGUGGGAGACGUGGUGGUGGUGAUCGAGCCUUUGGCGGUGGUCGCGGUAGAGGCUUUGGCCGAGGUGGCGACCGAUCCCCCUCACCAUCACGACGAGAGCGGGACUCAUAUCAUAACAACCGUGAUCGUUAUGUACCCCCAAGCCGCCGUGGAAGCAGGCAGGAGGCUCGACGUGGACGCUCCGCAUCCCGUUCCGCGAGUCCCGAGUCUAGAGGCUCUGUAUCUCGUUCCCGAUCAUCUAGCACAACUAGUGGACGUAGCCGGCGAGUUAGUCACCGAUCACCUACCCCACCUCGUCACCGUUCUAGGGGACAUCGAUCGCCACCUCGCCAUAGAGCUUCAGGAAAGCGAGAUCGGUCUACAGGGCGAACAAGAGGUUAUAGGCCCCGUAGAGACGGCCGCAGAAGAAACACAUCUUCGCCGGCAAGCGCCAGCAGAUCCGGUGGUAGUCGAUCUCGCUCGCCGGCACCUAAGAGGCGUAGAUACUCAGACUCGCCCAGUCGCUCUCGGUCUCCCCCACGCCGUGACAAUCGGCGGCUGAGUCGUUCUCGUUCAUCCUCCUACUCGCGAUCACGCAGUCGUAGCCCGAGACGAAGACCGGUCCGAGAACUUAUUAGUCGUAGCCCCUCGCCUGGCCACCGUGGGAGGCUAAGACGAACCAUAACGCGAAGUCCAAGCAAAUCAGAGUCUGAUGAGACAAGGCGACCACGACGGAAAAGCCCACGAAGAAACGGACAGGAUAGCAAAGCUAGAGACAUCCCUUCGAGAAGGCGGAGAGACUCUGCCGAUUCCCCCCGCACCCGUAACAGAUCAGCUGAUGUUUCGGAAGAUGAAGACAAACCCAAAUCCCCUAGACACCGCGCGGCCUCGACAGCCGAUGAGGUUCGUCCUUCUUCUUAGGGAGUUUGUAUCACGUUGUGCAUUUAGACCGAGAACUGACUCUCGUAUUCUUCAGACUAAGUCCCCAGUGCAGCAGGCCAAUGAGCUACGAGAAAAGCUUCUAAAGGAGCGCAUAAAGAAGAUGAGAGGCACCUCAAGUAGAGACAACGUCAAAGGGUCAGGCUAAUCUUCUCAGGCUCGCAGGAUUUGCAGACUCGGUCAUCUUAAGAGACUUGAUAGCCCGUGGAUGUUGGGUUCGGCUGUUUUUUAUUUUCGUAAUUGGCUUUCGAGGUUAGUCACAAAAAUGCUUUGCGUUUGAGCUCAUGAAGUACGGCUAUCAUAUAGCAGAUAGAUGAUCAGACAAUAGACUUACUAUCAAACUUGGAUUUAGAUUCCGUGCAUACCGUUGUUUCCGCUGCUAGGAGAGCAGCAUCAUAUCCUAGUCUGACGUUGUCAUCAUAUUAGCUUCUAGGUAAGUAUAUUAAGAGUAGAAAUCUCGAAGGCAAUCACUUUUCCCUGCUUCAUACGUAUACCAACAGGACCACAUCAAGGAGUACCUACUUUACGAAUAAAUACCUACACGAGGCGUCUCGUCACCACAUAUCGAACUCAUUUAAGCCAUAUUAUUAGUUAUUAGAUUAUAAAAUACAAAGUCUCAAUAGAAUAUGUCUCCAAUUA